CCUCUGUCCCCUCUGUCCCCUCUGUCCCCUCUGUCCCCGCCUCUGUCCCCGCCUGUCGCAGCCUCGCUCAAGUUCAAGGUUCAAACUCCACCGGGCCCUUCCUGGGGACACGCGGGGAAUGGAUGCCACACACGGAGGGGGACACGAGGGGACACUCGGGGACCGACAGGGACACUCGGGGACACUCGGGGACCGACACGGACACUCGGGGACACACGGGGACCGACAGGGACACUCGGGGACACUCGGGGACCGACAGGGACACUCGGGGACACUCGGGGACCGACAGGGACACUCGGGGACACACGGGGACCGACAGGGACACUCGGGGACACUCGGGGACCGACACGGACACUCGGGGACACUCGGGGACCGACAGGGACACUCGGGGACACACGGGGACCGACAGGGACACGAGGGGACACUCGGGGACCGACAGGGACACUCGGGGACACUCGGGGACUCUCGGGGACCCGGUGUCCCCUCAGCGUGUGGGGACAAUCCCCCGUCACCGACUGCACCGGGGGACACCGGCUCAGGCGUGUCCCUGGAGAGCCCCCCGGGCACAGAGCGCGGGCCCCGGGACCCCCCUGGGGACACGGAGCCCGACGGGGACAAAGUGUGCGCCGUGUGUGGGGACAAGGCCAGCGGGUACCACUUCCACGUGAUGAGCUGCGAGGGCUGCAAGGGCUUCUUCAGGCGCUCCGUCAUCAAAGGUGUCACCUUCACGUGUCCCCUGUCGCGACGCUGCCCUGUCACCAAGGCCAAGCGGCGACAGUGCCAGGCCUGCCGCAUGCAGAAGUGCCUGGCCGUGGGCAUGAGGAGGGACAUGAUCAUGUCGGAGGAGGCGCUGCGGCGGCGGCGGGAGCUGCGGGGACAGCGGGGACAGCCCGGGGGACAAUCCGGGGGACAGCCCGGGGGACAAUCCGGGGGACAAUCCGGGGGACAGCCCGGGGGACAGCCCGGGGGACAGCAGGGACUGACGGCCGAGCAGCAGGAGCUGAUCGCGCUCCUCAUCGCCGCCCACCAGCGAACCUUCGACUCCAGCUUCUCCCAGUUCGUGCACUGCUGGCCCUCGUGUUCCCAGCCCAGCGUGCGCCUGUUGGUGCCCAGCGCUCCGGACCCAGCUGUCACCGCGGGGCUGUCACCAGGUCCGGCUGUCACCGCGGGGCUGUCACCGUGUGAGGCACCGUGCCCGGCUGUCACCGCGGGGCUGUCACCGGCAGGUGAUCAAAUUCGCCAAGGAGAUCCCGGUGUUCAGGAGUUUGUCCCUGGACACCCAGAUCUCGCUGUUGAAAGGGGCCACGCUGGGGAUCUGCCAGAUCCGCUUCAACACCGUCUUCAACACCGACACCAAGGCCUGGGAGUGCGGCCAGCGCUGCUACACCAUCCGCGACGGGGCCAUGGACCACGGCGUCGCCCAGCGCGAGGUCAUCGACGCCUUCCAGGAGCAGCUGGCCCUGACCCUGCAGAGCUACAUCGAGCACCAGCACCCCCCCGAGGAGGGCAGGCUGCUGUACGCCAAGCUGCUGCUGCUGCUGACGGAGCUGCAGACGCUGAUGGUGGAGAACACCCGGCAGAUCCUGCACAUCCAGGAGCUGUCGGCCAUGACGCCGCUGCUCUCCGAGAUCAUCAGCUGAGCUCAGACACGCCCCCGAUGUCACCAAAUGUCACCCGAUGUCACCAAAUGUCACCCGAUGUCACAUCCGGGCCCCCCACCGGGCACAGAGUAAAGCUCCUUUAUUUAUCCGGGCUCUCUCCGGUGUGUGUGGCUGCGGGGGAAACUGAGGCACGGCUGCUGUGGUGCCGGGGACAAUCACCCCGGGGGCUGGCACUGGGGACUCUGGGGACCCCCAGCCCCCCCACAGCAGCAGCCACCUCCAUGGGCUGGCACUGGUGACACUGGGGACCCCCAGCCCCACUGGGGACAAUGGGGACCCCCAGCAGCUGGCACUGGGGACACUGGGGACCCCCAUCCCCAUGGCAUCAGCCACCUCCAUGGGGUGACACCGGUGACAAUGGGGAC
This is a messenger RNA of Poecile atricapillus (Black-capped chickadee), 2026 nucleotides long. Its product is annotated as nuclear receptor subfamily 1 group I member 3-like. The record is from RefSeq and is a predicted model, not a curated record. NCBI's taxonomy places the organism in Eukaryota, Metazoa, Chordata, Aves, Passeriformes, Paridae. The transcript has 11 exons. Gene Ontology annotation, biological process: positive regulation of transcription by RNA polymerase II; cell differentiation; hormone-mediated signaling pathway. Gene Ontology annotation, molecular function: RNA polymerase II cis-regulatory region sequence-specific DNA binding; zinc ion binding; nuclear receptor activity. The coding region runs from base 119 to 1900 and encodes 593 amino acids.